This is a messenger RNA of Mesitornis unicolor (brown roatelo), 663 nucleotides long. RefSeq names its product ring finger protein 215 (gene RNF215). NCBI's taxonomy places the organism in Eukaryota, Metazoa, Chordata, Aves, Mesitornithiformes, Mesitornithidae. The record is from RefSeq and is a predicted model, not a curated record.
AUGAAGCGAGCCUUGGUGCUGGGGGCAUCAGCCCUGCUCAUCCUGGCGCUGAACCAGAACGCCAUCCGGGAGCUGGACGUUUCCCAGCUUCUCGCCAAACCUGUGAUCGUGAUCCAGUCCUCGGACAAUGUCACCAAGCUGCUGGGAGCGCUGCUGCGGGGGCUGCGGGCUACGGCGAAGAUCACAUACCAGGCGGUGCUGCUGGAGAACCUGGGGGUGACGCUCACCCUGUGGUCGACCUGUGGCCUCUCCCGAGGGGGCCUCUAUGGGGAGUGGCAGGGGGUCAUCUGCCCUGGGGAGAACAGCUCGCAGGUCCAGGUGCGUGCUGGUGCUGGCUCCCCGUGGGUGCUGGUGAUGGCAGGGAGGGGAGGGGGGGACUCUGGUCCGUGACUGGUGCUGUUUCUGCAGAAAUACCUGCAGCAGCUGUGGAAUACCAUCCUGCUGAUCGCCCUGCUCCUCUGCACCGGCGUGAUGGUGCAGGCCCAGCGGCAGUCGCGGCAAGAACCGUCGGAGCAGGAUGCCGAGCUGGACCUGAAGCACCGCAUUCGGCGGCGGCUGUCGGCACUGAAACCUCGGCGCUACCAUCCUGGCAAACCGCUCCGCAGCCAGGCCUGCGAGAUCGAUAGCUGCGCCGUCUGCUUGGACCAGUUCCACAAGAGCCAG